Molecule: messenger RNA, 632 nt
Organism: Drosophila grimshawi
Lineage: Eukaryota; Metazoa; Arthropoda; Insecta; Diptera; Drosophilidae
Exons: 2
Coding region: 45-632 (195 amino acids)
Source: RefSeq, a predicted model, not a curated record
CUACAUCUAAUUCUAUUGAGACCAGCUGGCCAUAGCAGGAAGAGAUGGAAUUAAAUUGGGUUGCAUUUACUUUAUGCAUAAGUCUGAUCCUGAUCAAAGGCGAAUCCUCUUUCGUAACUACAGCGACGAAAAAUGAAAUCGGCAAAGCAUCAGGGAUAGAGGAGGAACAAUGCGGAUCAUAUGCCUAUAAGGCCAUCAAACCACUGCUUAUCUACAUUGAAAUGAUGAGGACAAAAGUGGAGAACUAUGAUAAUAUAACAUCCAUUAAGAAUAUGGAAAUAGAAAAGCAACAAUUGAAGAUAUCCCAACUUGAAUUAGAAUUGAGAGAGCAGAUUAAUAAGGGAAUGAUCAGCAGUAAGGACAAUGAAUUAAAGCAGUUACAGCAAAAGUUGGACCAGAAGAAUGAAUGUGAAACUAGAAUUCAGGAACUGCGAAACUAUAAGGAUAGAACAGCAAGGCAGGACUCUGAAAUCAAGGAGUUGCAGAAGAAACUAGUUGAUCAAAAUGAAAAUGUCGCCAUCAUACAGGAAUUGAGAAAUCAGAUAGAUUUAUACAAGAAUAACAAUGACAAUUUGCAAUCAAUCAUGAGUGAAUUAAAGAAUUUGCAAUCAAUCAGGAAUGAAUUUAAAUAA